This is a messenger RNA of Lathyrus sativus (Indian pea), 1563 nucleotides long. The record is from the annotation of a GenBank genome assembly. Lineage: Eukaryota; Viridiplantae; Streptophyta; Magnoliopsida; Fabales; Fabaceae.
AUGGAGGAGAGACCAGAAACAGAACUGAUAUCAAUACCUGCGACACCAAGAGUGUCCACACCUGAGAUUCUGACACCAUCAGGACAAAGGUCACCAAGACAAGGCUCAAAGGAAGCUAAAUCAUCAAAUGCAUGGACACCAACAUCUUUUAUUUCGCCGAGGUUUUUGAGUCCUAUAGGGACACCAAUGAAAAGGGUUCUUAUAAAUAUGAAGGGUUAUUUGGAGGAAGUUGGUCAUUUGACAAAGCUUAACCCUCAAGAUGCUUGGCUUCCAAUCACUGAGUCUCGUAAUGGAAAUGCUCAUUACUCUACUUUUCAUAACCUCAAUGCUGGUGUUGGUUUUCAGGCCCUUGUUUUGCCUGUGGCCUUUGCUUAUCUUGGCUGGAGUUGGGGAAUUAUUUCCCUAACCGUGGCGUAUUGUUGGCAACUUUACACCUUAUGGAUUUUGGUUCAGUUGCAUGAGGCAGUUCCAGGUAAAAGGUACAACAGAUAUGUGGAGCUAGCACAAGCAGCAUUUGGAGAAAGAUUAGGAGUAUGGCUUGCACUUUUCCCGACUGUUUAUUUAUCAGCAGGAACUGCAACUGCGUUGAUUCUUGUCGGAGGGGAAACCAUGAAACUGUUUUUCCAAAUAGUUUGUGGUCCAACAUGCACCUCAAAUCCUUUAACCACAGUGGAGUGGUACCUUGUUUUCACUUCUCUAUCUAUCGUUCUUUCUCAGCUUCCGAACCUCAAUUCAAUUGCAGGACUUUCGCUAAUAGGGGCUGUUACAGCCAUUACUUACUCCACCAUGGUUUGGGUUCUUUCCGUGAGCCAACAAAGGCCGCCCUCUAUCUCUUACGAACCUUUAUCACUGGCUUCGCCUUCGUCUUCAUUAUUUCUAGCAUUGAAUGCACUUGGAAUUGUAGCAUUUUCUUUCAGAGGACACAAUUUGGUCCUAGAAAUUCAGGCCACAAUGCCUUCGACGUUUAAGCACCCGGCUCGUGUGCCUAUGUGGAAAGGAGCCAAGGUUGCUUAUUUCUUCAUUGCAAUGUGCCUAUUCCCUAUGGCUAUUGGAGGCUUUUGGGCCUAUGGGAACCAAAUGCCUAAUGGAGGGAUUCUGACAGCUCUAUAUGCGUUCCACAGUCAUGACAUUUCAAGAGGAAUUCUAGCCUUAACUUUCCUUCUUGUAGUGUUCAGCUGUUUGAGCAGUUUUCAGAUAUACUCAAUGCCUGCUUUUGACAGUUUUGAAGCCGGAUACACCAGUCGAACGAACCGUCCUUGCUCGAUAUGGGUUCGGUCAGGUUUUAGAGUUUUCUUCGGAUUUGUGUCCUUUUUCAUAGGAGUGGCACUUCCUUUCCUCUCGAGUCUCGCUGGUUUGUUAGGAGGACUCACUCUUCCGGUCACUUUUGCAUAUCCUUGCUUCAUGUGGGUUCUCAUUAAGCAGCCGACGAAAUAUAGCUUCAGUUGGUAUUUCAAUUGGAUUCUUGGUUGGUUAGGAGUUGCUUUUAGCUUGGCCUUUUCUAUUGGAGGCAUUUGGAGCAUGGUUAAUGAUGGACUCAAAUUGAAAUUCUUCAAGCCGAAUUAA